CUAUAUACAACUCUUUCCAUACUAUUCCCUUGGGUUUGACUUUGACUUUAUGGACUAUAUAAGACUCACUCCCAUUUGGCUCAUCCUCUUCAAUUCAAACCCAUUCAUACAUUGUUCAACCAUUUCCUUUUCUGCCCUAACCAUUCUUAGUAACUCUUGAGGUUCUUUAAUUUAUUGUUGUCAAUGGAAGAGAUUGAAGUUCCUUCUUACUUCCUUUGCCCUAUCUCUCUUGAAAUCAUGAGGGACCCGGUGACGGUGUCCACCGGAAUAACGUACGACAGGGCGAGCAUCGAGAGGUGGAUAUUUUCGGGCAAGAACGCCACGUGUCCGGUCACCAAACAGGUCCUGAGUGUUGCCGACGACAUCAUGCUGACUCCCAACGUCACUCUUCGGCGCUACAUCCAGGCGUGGUGCACCCUCAACGCGUCCCAGGGCAUCGAGAGGUUCCCCACUCCCAAGGCUCCAGUCACCAGACCUCAGGUAAUGAAGCUGCUGAGGGAUGCUCAGUCGCCGCACAUGCAGAUGCAGUGCUUGCGGAGACUGAGGUCCCUCGCGUCCGAGAGCGAGGCGAACCGUAUCUCCCUCGAGAAGGCCGGCGUGGUCGAGUUCUUGGCCACGAUCAUAAGAAACGACAACGAUACGAUGUCGUUUUCAUCGUGGGGCCCGCAGGACGAAGCCCUGAGUGUACUUCAUAGCCUCAAGUUAUCAGAUUCCAAACUAAAAUCUCUCCUCAAGUGUAGAGAUUCAAGUACACAACCUCAAGCUAUAGGAUACGACGAUGAAUUCAUCGAUACGUUGGUUCGGGCAAUGCAACGUCUGGGGCACUACGAGUCUCGGGCCUUGGCCGUAACGCUUCUCAAAUCGAUGCUUGAAUUAGCCGAGCCGUUGCAGAUCAUGGGAUUGAAGCAAGGGCUUUAUGUUGAAGUAGUCCAAAUUUUGAAGGACCAAAUAUCCCAAAAGGCAUCAAAAGCAUCACUCCAACUCUUGAUCAAUGUGGGCCCAUUCGGAAGGAACCGGAUAAAGGCGGUGGAGGCCGGGGCGGUGGGAGUGCUAGUCGAUCUCCUCCUCGACACGACCGAGAAACGGACGUGCGAGAUGAUCUUGACCGCACUAGAUCUGCUCUCCCAGUGCGCAGACGGGAGAGCUGAGCUAGUGCGACACCCGGCCGGACUGGCCGUGGUGUCCAAGAAAAUCCUUAGGGUUUCGCACGCGGCGAGCGAGAGGGCGGUGAAGAUAUUGUACUCCGUUUCUAGGUUUUCGGCCACGCCCGGCGUGGUGCAUGAGAUGUUGCAGUUGGGCGUGGCGGCGAAGCUGUGUCUGGUGGCGCAAGUUGAAUGCGGCUGCGGCGGCGGCGGCUCCAAGACCAAGGAAAGGGCUGUGUAUAUUAUCAAGUUGCAUGCUAAGUCUUGGAUCAAUUCUCCUUGCUUACCAGCUAAUUUUAAGUCUUUCUACCUGCCCUCCUCAAAUGCAUUAUGAAAUAAUGCCAAUAAAAAAAUUUAAUUCUUAUACCUGGAAAUGACUUACGGAGUAUAUUUUAGUCUUAUUCAGUUCAAAUUUCACAAUAUAAUACUACCUUCAUC
Molecule: messenger RNA, 1580 nt
Organism: Cuscuta campestris
Lineage: Eukaryota; Viridiplantae; Streptophyta; Magnoliopsida; Solanales; Convolvulaceae
Source: the annotation of a GenBank genome assembly